Messenger RNA from Austrofundulus limnaeus, 3360 nucleotides. Its product is annotated as histone-lysine N-methyltransferase SETDB1-B. The record is from RefSeq and is a predicted model, not a curated record. Gene Ontology annotation, molecular function: histone H3K9 methyltransferase activity. Gene Ontology annotation, cellular component: nucleus. Lineage: Eukaryota; Metazoa; Chordata; Actinopteri; Cyprinodontiformes; Rivulidae. Gene Ontology annotation, biological process: heterochromatin organization; negative regulation of gene expression.
UGAUGGAUGAUUUGGAGACGAGGACGAUGGAGCUGCAGAUGUCCUCUAGGAGGAUGGAAAUGAAGAGGAAGACGGACCCUGAUGAAGAAAGAGAUGAUGAUGAAAAUAUGUCUGAAUCUCCGUCCGGCUCCGUUUCCUCCUCACACGGAACUCCCAGCAAGGCGCCAAAGUGGGAAAACGGCUGCUGUCUACAAAACAUCGACAUAAUCACCGACCUGAAUUUAUGUAAAAAAGCUGUGGUAGUUUUGACCAGAUUGCCUGAAUAUAAGAUCAGCGCCCUGCGACCACCGACCCCUCCGCAGUUCUACAGUGAAGAUGAAACUCUCAGCAGCUCGGACUCAGACAUGCCGUGGGAAUCCGAAGAGGAUUCCAGCGACUCCGAAUUUUUUGUCUUAAACAAUAAAGACAAAUACUUCAAAUCCUCCAAAAUUGAUAUGACAAGAAUGUCUGCAGGACCUUCAACCAGUAACAAUAACAAUGUUUUUCCUCAUUGCUCUCGUGAAACUGCAAGUAAUCGGCCUAACCUGCCUGAGGAAGAAAUCAGAGUGGACAUGAUGGUCAUUGCCAGAAGACGACCAAUGAGAUGGCAGCGGGGGAAAAUAGAGGAGAUAAUUACAAAGGACGACGGGCGGUUGAAGUACAAAGUUAGGUUUGAGGAUAAGGGAACGUGUCUCGUGUCUGCACACCACAUCGCGUUCGACUCCAGACCGAAGGUGGAGCAGCUGGUUAUCGGCAGCCGUGUGGUGGUGCGGUGUCAAAAUAACAAGUUCCGAUUCCGGCCUGGUGUUUUGUCCGAGCUGCCCAGCAGGAGAAACCAGUUCAGGUUCUUGGUAUUCAUGGAUGAUCACACUCCAGUUUAUGUAGGACUGCCGUUAUUUCACCUGGUCUGCAGACCACUGGAGGAUGUUUUGGACGAUGUUCCUGAUGGUCCUCACAAGUGUUUUAUGAGACUCUACCUUAAGGACGACUGGCCGUACCCCCGUUUAAACAAGUACAGGAUCGGACAAACCUUUAAUGUAGAAUUAAAUGGAGUCCAGCAGAUGUGUGAGGUGCAGGCGGUCGACUCCAGCUUGAUACAAGUUGUAUUUCAGGAAAACCAUCGACGGGAGUGGAUCUUCAGGGGCUCCAUGCGACUGGAGCACAUUGCCAAAUUUUGGGGACUGAAAGGGAGGGAAGAAUCCAAGGAUGAUUCUGACUCUGAUUAAUUCAAAGACAGAUGUAAUCCGUGAUGAAUUUGAGUUCAACAGAGUUGUCAAACAGAUUCUCAGUUCUUUAUGAUGUUGAUCUGAAACCAGCUGUUUGUUGUGCAGUCAUUUUAUUUUGAAAUGAAUUCUCCCUGAUUAUAAUGAAGUUGAGCGUUCUGAUGAGAUAAUAUGUAGAGAAAAAAUAAUAAUUGCUACUGGAAACAGCUUUGUUUGUAUCCAAAGAGCAGCAUCUGAACUGGAAGCUAAUGCUCCAGUAUUCUGAGAGGAAAUGGAUAUUUGUCUUUUUUUUUUUUUUUUGUAGAAUUCUUUGCAGCAUUCCACAAUUGUUGCAUCUUGUCUCUGUUAUGGGUAUUUAAAGCAAACUGAGAAAACAAGUGAAUUACAUGUUUGGAACCAGAGCUCAAUUGUACACAAUGUGCACUACUAUAACACAAAAAAUAUGAUUAAAAUACUGACAUAUUUUAAAGUAAUGAAAAUCAUUUUGAUCUCAGUGUAAUAUUAUAAAAUUCUGCAAACAAUUUUUUUUCAUUUGUCUGACUUGUGAGUAGGGUUGCAAAAUUCUAGGAAUUUUUCAUUGAAAAUACGAGGAAUUUACAAGCAUAUAUCCAAAAUUUAAAUAUCAAGUUUGACCAGUAAUAGUUAUUUUUUGUGUUUUUUUUAAUGACCCCUAAUUUCCACUUUCAUGAAAAGUUUUCAGUUUGUAAUGUGUGUGUGUUUCCUUGUAAUUGUGUUAUGUGUUCUGCACUAUGUUCAUGAUCCCAAGUCUGCUGCCCUUAUUUUGCUCCACAGCCAAAAUACAGUAUUUUGGGUUUUUUUUCCCCCCAAAAUUUCGCAGCUUAGCUUCUAAUGGAAGGAUUCCUUGCAACCCAACUCGUGAGCAGACGUUUUUAGUUGUUUCUGGUCUUAUUGUUGACUGAUGUGAUGUUAAGGAAAGAUGCACAGAAUUGGUAAUCAAAACCAAGCAAGUUUAGUUUGUGCCAAAAACAUUAUACGAUAUUGCCAGCAGAUUUAACUAACAGGAAUUCUGCUAAUUCAAAGUUUUUUUUUUUUUUUUUUUUUUUUUUGCGCCUGCUUUCCAUAAGAACAGUACCCUCCCAGAGAUGAAUCGCCACAUUGGGGCGCCUCUUUCUCUUCAUGGACCGGUAACUUGGUACAUCUGAUGGAUCACAUCACUGUGUAAUGAUGUACAGCAAAAGAAAAGACUGCUUAACUUUUAAUGUACGCUCUGUAUCUGGUUUAUACAUUCAGCUUUACCGUUGUGGAGUCCUUGUAUAAUUCAGUCAUCGGGUUGUUUCUGCGAGCUGAUGUCGGUCUUGCUUCACCCAGAAGCAGGACCCCUGCAUGUAAACUAACCAUCUUGUUUUUUAACUCGGCACCACUGAACUGUACGGCUGUGACUAAAGUGAUUAAAAGGGUUUAUCAUGCCUUUCCUAGUCUAGUGUUUUUUUGACAAGAAGUAGAGCCUCACAUCUUCACGCUGUUUCUGUGUUUGGUGGAAAAAAAUAAUAUAUUGAAUGAAAUUUGAGCAGUCAAUACGGUGAGAAAAGUGUAAUAUAAACAUAAUCUAUUGGAAUAAGUUACAUGAGCUUUGAGCUGGUUUUCAACAUCGCCAGACAGAAAACUUAAAAUUCUGCUUCACUUUAUCUUUUUGUUUGUUUUAUAUUCAAGCCUAUCAAAUUAAGUUUUUUUUUUCCAGGCAUGCUUCUAACAUGCAUGUACUCAAAAUGAAGUCCUUCAAACUUUCAAUUAUUUUUAAGCUCCAUAAUAUACAUAGAGGAGUUUAAGAAAUGGAGUAGAUUUUUUUUAUUGUAUUUAUAAAUAAAAUGUUUUCUUGCAACAUUUUCCAUCAACGCUUACAUCUAAUUUGUAGUGAUUAGUAAACAUACGUUGAUAUUUUUAUUUUGUGCUCCUUGAGAUUUGUUUGUUUUUGUGUCAAGUGACAAAAUCUGGUGCCAGUUUUUCUUUUAUAUGCACCUAAUUGUCUGCAAUAUUUUUUUUGUCCUUUUUCGUUCAGUAUUACUCUAUUUCAAAUAGAAUUUAGUCUGUGAUCUUGCCUGCAUCAUUUUAAUAUUUUUUGCUGUACUGUAAAUUAGCCUGUCAUUUGUAAUUGCCUCAUUUUCAAAUAUUUUCAUUAAAAGUUUAUUUUACAACUUUA